CUUCACUUGUAUAGCCAAACCCUUCUUUCUCAUCACCACCCCAUCAUCGUCGUCUUCUUCUUCUGAUCUAUCUGUAUAUUAAUCUCUAGGGUUAUGGAGCCACUUACAGUGGGAAGAGUGAUAGGAGAGGUUAUUGAUGCAUUCAGCCCUAGUGUGAGAAUGAACGUGACCUACAAUCCCAACGUUCGAGUUGCUAAUGGUCAUGAGUUAAUGCCUUCAAUGGUUGUUGCCAAACCAAGAGUGGACAUUGGCGGUGAUGACAUGAGAUCUGCAUAUACCUUAAUUAUGACAGACCCAGAUGCUCCAAGUCCUAGUGAUCCAUACCUAAGGGAACAUCUUCACUGGAUGGUGACAGAUAUUCCUGGGACCACGGACGCUUCCUUUGGAAGAGAGAUAGUGGGGUAUGAGAGCCCGAGGCCAGUGAUAGGGAUCCACAGAUACGUAUUCAUACUGUUCAAGCAGAGAGGAAGACAAACAGUGAGGGGACCAACCUCGAGAGAUCAUUUCAACACAAGAAGUUUCUCUGAGGAUAAUGGCUUGGGCUUACCUGUUGCUGCUGUUUACUUCAACGCCCAGAGAGAGACUGCUGCAAGAAGAAGAUAAAGAACCCUAACAGAUCCGAAUACUCGCUCUUCAAUUAUUAUUAUUACUAAGCGAAUAAAUUCAUUAUGUGCCUUUGGGGGAGAAAUAAUUAAAGAGAGAGAGUGAGAUUCAUAUUCACUUAUAUUCUUUUGCAUUACUCUCUCUCUCUCUCUCUCUCGGCCUUGGAUGAUAAGUUGGUAACCCAUUCUAAGUCCAUUUACUAUAUAGCCUUGUACUGUUCACUUGUUCUCAAGUUCGUAGGGUUUGGAUACCGAUUACGGAUGGUUAUCAAUUAAGGCUUCUGCUUGUCACCUUUUGCUUUGCUUUGUUUCCGACACACUGUUUGUGUUCAUGAGUACUUAAAUGUUAAAUCUUUGUAAAAGAGAUUUGAGCUUUAAGAAUUGUAUAAAAGAAAUACGAAUUGAUUA
Molecule: messenger RNA, 1010 nt
Organism: Neltuma alba
Lineage: Eukaryota; Viridiplantae; Streptophyta; Magnoliopsida; Fabales; Fabaceae
Product: CEN-like protein 1
Exons: 4
Coding region: 94-603 (169 amino acids)
Biological process (GO): flower development; vegetative to reproductive phase transition of meristem
Source: RefSeq, a predicted model, not a curated record